Varanus komodoensis (Komodo dragon) is the source of this 3980-nucleotide messenger RNA. Its product is annotated as venom phosphodiesterase-like. The coding region runs from base 24 to 2708 and encodes 894 amino acids. NCBI's taxonomy places the organism in Eukaryota, Metazoa, Chordata, Lepidosauria, Squamata, Varanidae. The transcript has 25 exons. Gene Ontology annotation, biological process: nucleoside triphosphate catabolic process. The record is from RefSeq and is a predicted model, not a curated record. Gene Ontology annotation, molecular function: nucleoside triphosphate diphosphatase activity; metal ion binding; nucleic acid binding.
AGAAGAAGAGAGCAAAGUAUAACAUGCCUGGGAAAACAGAAACAGUUUUUCAUGAGAAAGAAUUAAGCACGAUGGACCUAAUGGAUUUACAAACAGAGAAAAUGGUUAACCGGAGCACUCUAAAGAAAUAUCAGAUACUCUGUGCUGUUCUUGUAGUUUCUUUGGUGGUUGUAGCUCUUGGACUUGGUUUAGGACUCGGACUGAGGAAAACAGUGCAACCACAAGUGAGUUGCAGGCGCAGAUGCAAUGAGACGUUCAGUAAAGAGAUAGAGGACGCAGGCUGCAGUUGUGACGACAAAUGUUCAGAACGUGGCACUUGCUGCUGGGAUUAUUACAGUACCUGUGUUGUACCAACUCAGAGUUGGACCUGCAGUAAAGUGCGCUGUGAUGAGGCACGGAUGGCCAACAGUUUGUGUUCUUGCUCUGAAGACUGCUUGCAGAAAAAGGACUGCUGCACGAAUUACAACAGUGUUUGCAAAGGAGAAAUAUCCUGGCUGAAAGAUGCAUGUACCUCUUUUAACACUCCUCAGUGUCCAACAGGGUUUGAUAGGUCCCCACUUAUUCUGUUUUCAAUGGAUGGCUUUCGAGCGGAAUACUUGGAAACAUGGAGUGCUUUACUGCCAAAUAUUGCAAAACUCAAAAACUGUGGAACACAUUCAAAGUACAUGAGAGCUGUUUAUCCAACCAAAACUUUCACAAACCACUAUUCGAUAGUUACAGGUCUGUAUGCAGAAUCCCACGGCAUCAUUGACAACAAUAUGUAUGACGUCCAUCUGAACAAGAGCUUCUCCCUUUCUGGAAGUGAAAAGUCGAACCCUGUCUGGUGGAGCGGGCAGCCUAUUUGGCAUACAGCAAUGUAUCAAGGAUUGAAAGCCGGCACUUACUUCUGGCCUGGAUCUGAUGUAAAAAUCAAUGGAAGUUUCCCUAAUAUAUACAAGUUGUACAACAAAUCAAUUACAUAUGAAAAAAGAGUUACAGAAUUGUUGCAGUGGCUAGAGCUUCCCAAAUCUGAAAGGCCAGAUUUCUAUACAUUGUACAUUGAGGAACCUGACUCUUCUGGACACUCAUAUGGACCGCUUAGCGGAGGGACAAUUAAGGCCUUACAAUUGGCAGAUCAGACCCUGGGAAUGUUAAUGGAAGGCCUUAAACAAAGAAACCUGCACAAGUGUGUCAAUCUUAUACUCCUGGCUGAUCACGGCAUGGAUAAAACAUUCUGCGACAAGAUAGAAUUCAUGGCAGAUUAUCUUGAUAACAUUAAUUUUUAUAUGUAUGAAGGUCCGGCGCCACGAAUCCGAUCAGGAAAAGUUCCAUUAGACUUCUUUACAUUUGACUCAGAAGGAAUUGUCAAAAAUCUUACAUGCCGCAAGCCGCAACAACACUUCAAAGCCUACAUGACUCGGAACUUACCGAAGCGUUUGCAUUAUGCUAACAACAUUCGUAUUGACAAAGUUAAUCUCAUGGUGGAUCGGCAAUGGUUGGCUGUAAAAGCUAGGCCUGCAAAUACAAGAUAUUGUGGCGGUGGUAACCAUGGAUAUGACAAUGAAUUCAAAAGUAUGGAGGCCAUCUUUGUAGCACAUGGGCCAGGAUUUAAAGAAAAAAUUGAAGUGAAACCUUUUGAAAACAUUGAGGUUUACAACUUAAUGUGUGAUCUGCUUAAAAUUCAGCCAGCCCCAAACAAUGGAACACACGGAAGCUUGAACCAUCUUCUGAAAGUUCCUUUCUACACUCCAUCACCUGCAAAAGAGGAGUCCCCUCCAUCUUCCUAUCCUGUUAGUCCCUCUCCAUCUUCCAAUGUGUCAUCGGGUUGCAACCUCGACUCAAUAACAGAUUUAAAUGCUGUGAAUCAAAGAUUAAACCUCACCGAUAAAGCAAUAAUGGAAGCCAAAGCUCAUCAUCUGCCUUAUGGCAGGCCCCAGGUUCUACAACAAGGGAGUACAUAUUACCUCCUUUACCAGGAUAAAUAUGUGAGUGGAUACAGUACAAACAUCUUGAUGCCACUAUGGAGUUCAUAUUCUGUCAGUCAAACACCGGGACAUGUACCUUCCCCUUCUCCUCCCGUUCCAGACGGUCUGCGGCCUGAUGUUCGAAUCCCCGCAUCUCAGAGCCAAAACUGCUCCAGCUACCAGCCAGACCUGAAUAUCACCCACGGUUUCCUCUAUCCUCCCAACAUCAGUUCAUCUGGUAUCGAACAAUAUGAUGCUUUAGUUACCAGCAACAUUGUUCCUAUGUACAAAGAAUUCAAAAGAUUAUGGGAUUACGUUCAUGAUACUCUGCUUCCAAAAUAUGCUGAGGAGAGGAAUGGACUAAAUGUGAUCAGUGGGCCUAUUUUUGAUUACAAUAGUGAUGGACACUUUGAUCCGCUUGCUAUCAUUACAGAGUAUGUGGCCAACACAAAUAUUCCAAUCCCAACCCAUUACUUUAUUGUGCUGACUAGCUGUGAGAACCGGUCCCAAACCCCAGUGAAUUGCUCAGGCUCACUGGAUGUUCAGCCUUUUAUUCUUCCUCAUCGACCUGACAACACCGAGAGCUGUGGUGAAAAUGUUCCCGCAUACCUCUGGGCUGAAGAAAGAAUACAGGCUCAUGCAGCACGUGUCCGUGAUGUGGAGCUUCUAACGGGUCUCGAUUUUUACCAGGGGAGUGGCAAGCCUCUCCCAGAAAUCCUGCAACUGAAGACAUUUCUGCCAACAUUUGAAACUCUUAUUUACUGAGUGUGUGUGAUUUAUUAGGAAACUUACAUCCUGGAUGCUGUCAGGCAUAAAGGAAUCUACAUCCUGGAUGUUAGCACUACUAAUCAAAAGACAUUGCUCAAUGAUUCAGUAUUUCCCUCCAUAACAGAUCUUUUGUGGAAAGAAAAGGGGAGUGAAGAUCACUGUGAAAACACAGGAGGGCUACAUACUGAAUACAGUGUUGUCUGGACUACCCCAUAAAAUCUUGUGAAUGAGGCAGCUAAAUUAGUUCCUUCUUUGUGCAAGACCCCCUGGAAGCAUAACUCAGUUACAGACCUUCAUUUCAUUAAGACAACAAGAAGAAAAACCCUCCCUCAAUUUUCUCCAAAUUGCAUAUGCUUCACUCUUUGCUGCAAUCCUUUUCCCUGCCCCACCACCCCCAUUUUCAUGAUACAAGGACUUCAGGCUUCAAUUUUAAUAUACUGUAUAAACAAAUGGCAUGAGAGAAUGAUUGUAAAGCACUCUGAAAAAUAAAAAGCAGCCAGAAGUUAUGAAAACUGCAAUACUUCCAGGCAGCUAUCAUCAGUCACCAUCUCCAUCGACUUCUAUCCUAAGAUAAGUUAACUCAAGAUUUUUCAUGGAAGGAAGUCUCACAUGCCCUGUGGGUGCACCCAAAUGCCUCUUCAGAAUGCCAGGGGCCCUUCCUGGAAUGUGACUCCUGCCGUGGGAAAGAUCAGGAAACGUUCCUUCCAUGACCUUACCUUAUCUUAGGGUUCUCUUGCACAGCUCAUUCAGAUCAUGGUUGAUGUUAAAUAUAUUUUCCAAGCUCAGUUCUGCACCCUUACAAGAUGCAAUGCACAUUGACUUAUGCAUUCUCAUCAAACUGCAUUGUUGAUGGGAACAGGAAUGGUGAUCUCCCACACCAAGACUCGGCUGCAGGGAAAAUUGUUAUUACUUUGCAUUCCACCAGCUCAGAAGGGGUUUCCCAGCUAAAUGCUGCUUGGCUACCAGCUGGUUGCAUCAACAGUCAUUCCAAUCAUUCCAAUCUCCCUGUAAGUUUCUUUUCAGGCCUACAUGGGCAGAUCACUGCACAGUGUAACCUUUCCCUAUCCGAACAGUUGAUUGUCCACAGGUCUAAUAGAUUUGUUUCUUGAGCUUCUUUUCCCAGCUUUUCUCACCAGUGAACGUUCCUUCAAGACAUCCUCUCGAUAAGGGACAACUGCAGAGGACCUACUAUCACCUCAAUGAGCCUGUCCAUAUUUAGUUUUGACUUUGGAAAGCAGGAAGUUGGAAAAUAAAGACAUUCCUAAUGAA